Messenger RNA from Microsporum canis CBS 113480, 1704 nucleotides. RefSeq lists its product as hypothetical. Gene Ontology annotation, cellular component: membrane; endoplasmic reticulum. The record is from RefSeq and is a predicted model, not a curated record. Gene Ontology annotation, molecular function: long-chain fatty acid-CoA ligase activity. NCBI's taxonomy places the organism in Eukaryota, Fungi, Ascomycota, Eurotiomycetes, Onygenales, Arthrodermataceae. The coding region runs from base 1 to 1704 and encodes 567 amino acids. The transcript is spliced from 4 exons.
AUGGCAGCUGAUACCUCAAUGUUGGCCAGGGCGGAUGCGCUCCUUGAAGCUCUUUUCGCCGGUUGGAAUGUUUACUCGACUUUGCUCGCAACGCUCCUCGUCUCGUACAUCGGAUACUCGCUCUUCUUCACCAAAGACCCCGAUGCCCACCCUUUUAUACUCGCCCGCCAGGGAGUAGUAGCCCCCGUUAGACAGCGUGGGGAGUCAGCUACGGUGCGGGCCAUGGAUGUUCCUCAUGGCUACCCGCUCAAGGCUGGGCUUGGUGUUCGAGAUCCAGAUACUCCAAGAUGGACUGCAGGCAGACGUGGAGACCUGCGAGAUAUAUGGAAAGCUGUUGUCCGUGGAGAAUUGAAAAGUGAUGGCACACCUACCGGGAAGAGAGGAUCUAUAUACACCGUUCUUGGGAAAAAUUCCAAGGAACGUAACGUUGAUGAUGUCUCCCGGGAAAUUAACAUCAUCGGACAGUAUGUCCGUGACACCAAGGCACAAAAGGUUGCUAUAUGUCUUACCGACUCAGUAGAGAUGCUUGCCACUAUCUUUGCAAGUGCAUUUUACGGCUUUCCAACUGUCAUAAUUCCUCAUAAUCUUCCCCCUCAGACACUCGCGGAAUAUCUCCGGGAAGCAAAGGCAGAUCUUCUCAUUGCUGAAGCCGGUGCUGUGGAAGUUACCUCCCUACUUAGCCUGUGCCCCGCGUUGAGACAUGGAAUCUGGGUCGCCCAAGAGGGUAGCCGACAUAUGGACUGGAACGAAGUCCCAGAAGGAGCCGGUAGCAAGAUCGAGGUGGCUACAUGGCAUGAACUGAUUAACGAGAAAGAAGGGUCUAUUGGCCCGGAAGUGCCUGAAUGGGAUGUCAAGACGUCGACACCGUCCUUGGCUACACUAUGCCCGUCUAAAAAUGGCUUAGGGUCUUUCGUCGAAUACUCUUCUGGGAACAUCAUAUCUGGCGUUGCCGCAUUGGGAUCAUCUUUGCCUCGCAAUGAACAACUCAAAUCGUCAGAUUUGGUUCUAUCAGUUGAUUCACUGUCACACUCCUAUACCCUUUGUUUCAUUCUGGCAGCCUUGUAUGCAAAUGCAUCAAUUGCAUUGAACUCUGUUGCUGGAGAAAUUAUAGAUUUCGCACUUGCAACGACUGGUAUCUCGCCGACGAUUAUUAUUGCCUCUUCCCACACUAUAUCUGAUUAUCAUGCUCAAUAUAUGGGUCCACAGUUGAACCCAUUGGUUAAAAUCGGUCGAUUCUUCCAAACAAAAACCUUGGACUCUGGAAGAAUGCCAUCUGGCAAUUUCCUCUCCCCACUUGGAGGAAGCGGCCCCGUGUCCGAACAAACUCUGAAAAAUUUAAGAUUGCUUCUUAUAUCGCAUCGAGCAGAGGGGGAUCGAAAUAACCAGCUCACUUCUGACCAACUCACGGACUUCAGAAUUAUGACAGGUGUCCGUAUUGCAUAUGCACUCACUACUGCUAAAGUAGCUGGAGCCGUUUGUCAGACGAAUCCGUAUGAUUAUAGGAGACAGCGCGGAUUCAACCAUUUUGGCCCUCCACUGAACAGCGUAGAGCUUAAAUUGGUCGACUACAAGGAGAAUUCAGGAGACGAAAAUGCGAUUGAAGGAAAGAUCCACAUUUCCGGUCCUGCCGUAGUUUCAGAAGAAUGCAAGCUUGAAGUGGAUGGCCUAUUCCAGGAUGACAAUACUCUUGUUCUUCUGGCUUAA